Messenger RNA from Drosophila arizonae, 867 nucleotides. RefSeq lists its product as uncharacterized. The record is from RefSeq and is a predicted model, not a curated record. NCBI's taxonomy places the organism in Eukaryota, Metazoa, Arthropoda, Insecta, Diptera, Drosophilidae.
AAACUAAAACAGGCAUACGGACAUUUUUUGAUAUUACCCACCCGACGCUGAACGCAAGCAGACGCACCACUUGCGAGCGAGCGCUAGAGUGCAAACAAAAAGAGAGAGGGAGAGAGUAACCAGAGAGGGUAACCGCGCGCGCGCUGAAAUCAAAAGUAGAGCGAGCGAGACGGAGCUAUUGAUAGAGAGAGCAUUACCCGUUAAGAGACAUUAAAGGAAAGCACGCGCGUCAUUCAGAAAAACGUGCUAAUGCAAGCAGAACAAAUAAAAAAUUACGGAUAUUAUUAAAUUAUAUAAAAGACGUAAAAUAAGUUAUGGCCAGCUCCGCCAGUGAAUUGCACAUUAUUGUGGAUGUAGUGGUGCCGGUUUUGUUCAUAGCUGCACUCUGUGUGGUCAACUGUUUUGUGCUGCGCAUCAUAAUGCGUAAGCGUAAAGAAUACCAAUACUUAACAGAACGCACUGCCAAUACAAUAGAAGCAGCAGCAGCUAAUGCCGCACCAGCAGCUGCUGAUGGGCCCACCACCUCAUCGGCCUGCACCGAUCGCAGCUGUCCAAUCGAAAUGGAGCGACUUUAGCGGCCAAACUCCGCCAACCAGUGUUGCCUUAGCAUAUAACAAAUAAUACUAAUUUUAGUACAAAAGUAGUCUCGGAUUCUCAGUAACUGUAUAUUUACAGCAAAUAUCAUUGAGAAAUGGAUAAUAGAAAAAMAAAAAAACGAAGUGCUUACAGUCGUUUAUCAUGAUUUUAUCUAUAGAUGUUUAGGCAUGUGCAUUUAAAAACUGUUCCUACGUGGUUUUUCUAUUAACUUUUUACGGACUCGCCAAGUCUCUUUUUUAAUGUGUAAAUUUGUUUAAUAAUACAAAUAAA